AACUUGUCAACUGAUCCGGUUCAGUUAGUGGCGGCUCCUCUCUCAACGGUUGUCAACUGCGGACGUCCAGUGCCCCGCCCCUCCGUUGCCAUAACAACAAUACACAACGCCUCCGUCCCCUUUUCCCAUCUUCCGAAGCAAUCCUUCACUGGGGCCGAGACCCUCUCCAGCUUGUCAUUGAGCGGAACCAGAGUCCGCUCCCUUCUGGGCAGGAGGAUUGGACGAGGACCCAGCUUGAUCGGACGCCAGCCUUCAGCAGGGAAGAAAGAUGUCAGAUGAAGACGAUCUGGAAGAUUUUGAGCCAGACCAGGAUGAUCUGGAAAGGGAGGACGAUGAGAAGGACACAGAAGAUUGGGAAGAUGACAGGAAAGAGGAGGAAGACUUAUCAGAGGAAUGGAUGCCGACCCCCCUCACCGAGGACAUGAUGAAGGAAGGGCUUUCUUUGCUCUGUAAGACCGGCAAUGGAUUGGCCCAUGCUUAUGUCAAGCUGGAGGUUAAAGAGAGAGAACUGACGGACAUCCAGUUGCUGCGUUCCUACAUCCAUCUGCGUUACGUGGAUAUUUCUGAGAACCAUCUGACGGACGUGUCCGCACUCAAUCACCUCACCCACCUGCUCUGGCUCAAGGCUGACGGCAACCGGCUGCGGAGUGCCCAGCUGAACGAACUGCCUUACCUGCAGAUUGCCAGUUUUGCCUAUAACCAGAUCACUGACACGGAGGGCAUCUCUCAUCCUCGUCUGGGCAUCCUGAACCUCAAAGGGAAUCACAUCCGCCUGGUGACAGGUAUGGACCCCGAAAGGCUGAUCAGCCUGCACACACUGGAGCUUCGAGGGAACCAACUGGAAAGCACAGUGGGGAUCAACCUUCCUACGCUGAAGAACCUCUUCCUGGCCCAGAAUAUGUUGAAGAAGGUGGAAGGCUUGGAGCACCUAAAGAAUCUCACUACCUUGCAUCUUAGAGACAACCAGAUUGACACUCUGAGUGGCUUCUCCGAGGGAAUGAAAUCACUGCAGUACCUCAACCUGAGGGGCAACAUGGUAUCCAACCUGCAGGAGCUCGCCAAGCUUCAGAACCUGCCCAAGCUUCGAGCCUUGGUGCUGCUGGACAACCCGUGUACAGAUGAGAGUGACUACCGCCAGGAGGCCCUGGUGCAUAUACCACAACUGGAACGCCUGGACAAGGAAUUCUUUGAGGAGGAGGAUCGGGCCGAGGCCAAUGAGAUUCGUCAGAGGAUGAAGGAGGAGCAGGAGCAGGAGCAGGAUGCUGAGACUGAGCAAGACAUAGGGCCGGACCAGCCAUAGAUGUAGCAGCGGUUCUUCUGGUUCUUCUCGUCUUCAGCGAUAGGGAUCAAAGACACUGGCUCCCAGACCUGAGAUUGGCAGGGUCCACCACAGGCACGCCCCAUCCGGAGACAGAGGCUGCCUGCCGCCCAGGCUCUGUGUGGGCACCUGGGCAGAGGGGUGGGUGGGCUCGAGCGCUGCCUGGAGCCUAGAAGUGGGCAUCCUUCAGGCAGAUCCGGUUGCCUGCGGAGACGGGCUGGGCUGUGUAGGAACAGCUCGGUUUCGAAUAAAGAGAUAUUUUGAUA
Myotis brandtii (Brandt's bat) is the source of this 1584-nucleotide messenger RNA. RefSeq names its product leucine rich repeat containing 23 (gene LRRC23). Lineage: Eukaryota; Metazoa; Chordata; Mammalia; Chiroptera; Vespertilionidae. The coding region runs from base 269 to 1300 and encodes 343 amino acids. The record is from RefSeq and is a predicted model, not a curated record. Gene Ontology annotation, molecular function: protein binding. The transcript has 8 exons.